Penaeus monodon (black tiger shrimp) is the source of this 1288-nucleotide messenger RNA. Its product is annotated as 5-hydroxytryptamine receptor 2C-like. Gene Ontology annotation, biological process: neuropeptide signaling pathway. Lineage: Eukaryota; Metazoa; Arthropoda; Malacostraca; Decapoda; Penaeidae. The record is from RefSeq and is a predicted model, not a curated record. Gene Ontology annotation, molecular function: corazonin receptor activity. Gene Ontology annotation, cellular component: membrane.
CCGCGGUACCUGCUGACUUCCAUGGCAUUCGCUGACCUGCUGAAAGGGUUGGUAGUGGUACCCCUGAGCGUGUACCCUACCCUAUACCACUGCUUCCCGUACCCUCGCCUGCUGUGCGCCGUGCAAGCCAUCCUGCUGCCGCUUCUGCACCAUCAAGCAGCACUGACGCUCUCCCUGCUCGCUCUCGAUCGCUACUGCUGUCUGCUGCAUCCGUCGUCCUAUCAGAAUCACGCAUCUAGACCGUUGUGCGUGAUCGCGGUGGUGCUUUCGUGGGCGGUUGUGGUCGGGAUCCACGCCGGGCUAUACGUUCCCUCGCCGCAGUUCUACUUCAACUACCUCGGGAGUCAAUCCUGCGAACCCUUCCACACGGUCAACUCCAAGAUCAUCAUCGUCGCCUGCGCUGUGUACUUCCCCACGACUAUGAUGUUGAUGAAGGAGAGACGCGAGAGCAUGAGAACGUGCCGGGUGAUGGCGGUGGUGUCCCUAUCUUUCAUCAUCCUCAUCACCCCCUGGACACUACGGCAGAUCAUCACGGCUUGCACGAAUUCUAGGAUCCCCGGCGGCCUGGACUACGGCGUGUGGGUGGUAAGCGUGGGCGGAGGGACAGUCAUCAUCUUCGUCUUUUGGUUGUUUUCCCCCGUAUUCCGGCGAGCCAUGGAGGAGACGGUGCAUAACAGGGUGUGCUGCGGCAACGUCUACUACGACGAGGGCGAUGACGUCAGCCUCUCGCACCUGUCCCACAACGGCGAACACCUGUGGAAGGCCGGACCGAACCUCUGCGCGUCUCACACCCCAGCAUGCCCCGCCGCCGCCCACGCUCAACCUCUCCCCGCCGAGUUCGCCCACACGCCCGCGCCCCUCCACCGCAGCAUGGGCGCCCUCAGCUGCAACGCCACGCCCCGACACCUCGUGAAUGGGCGGACUCCGAGCUCGGCGGCGAGGAAUAACGGCGCGGGAGACAUCGAGGUUGGAGAGAAGUUCUGGGGAGAGAUCCUGGAACGAACCGUCUCUUCUUCGUCACUCCAGAACCUCCAGAGAAUUUACCGCAACGGGUCAUCAGGGCACCCGGAGCUCCGUCUCAACCAGGCGUCCAACUGGCAUAUUUGAAUGCCCUUCGAGGUCAAUGCAGGUCAACGCAGGUCAACGCAGACUCUGUUGACUCGAAGUUGGUCUGCUCCGAGGGCUAUUCAAAUCACUGGCUUGACCUCUGACCUUUGAGGUUCUAAUGAGGAAGGAGGCGUCAACGCGAAGGUCAUGUCAGGUCACGAGAACUAGGACAAUCAUCGUA